Molecule: messenger RNA, 231 nt
Organism: Pterocles gutturalis (yellow-throated sandgrouse)
Lineage: Eukaryota; Metazoa; Chordata; Aves; Pterocliformes; Pteroclidae
Product: cytochrome c oxidase subunit 7C, mitochondrial
Exons: 2
Coding region: 11-202 (63 amino acids)
Biological process (GO): mitochondrial electron transport, cytochrome c to oxygen
Source: RefSeq, a predicted model, not a curated record
UGUCGGUACCAUGCUGGCUGCCAGUGUUCGCAGGUUCACCACCUCCGCCAUCCGCAGGAGCCACUAUGAGGAAGGUCCCGGGAAGAACCUUCCAUUUUCUGUGGACAACAAAUGGCGAUUACUCGUACUAAUGUGUGGAUUCUUUGGAAGUGGAUUUGUUGCCCCUUUUGUUAUAGUCAGACACCAGCUGCUUAAGAAAUGAAGAGGACAGACUGUAAUUGCACUAACUGG